UUCAUCAGGGUAUAUAUCAACGAUAUUAUUAUCUUUAGCAAAACAGAAGAGGAAUACCUAGAAUACCUAUAUACUAUUUACAAAAUCCUUAACAAGGCCUAUAUCUAUAUUAGCACUACCAAAUCCUUUAUAGGAUACCUAGCUAUAAGACUCCUUAGGUAUAUCAUAAAUGGCAAAGGCAUUACUAAAACUAACGACUAUAUUGCUACCUUUAAAAAGCUAAAGUUCCUAGACACCCUCGAUAGCUUAGAGCACUACCUCGAGAUAGCUAGAUAG
Molecule: messenger RNA, 276 nt
Organism: Thermothelomyces thermophilus ATCC 42464
Lineage: Eukaryota; Fungi; Ascomycota; Sordariomycetes; Sordariales; Chaetomiaceae
Exons: 1
Source: RefSeq, a predicted model, not a curated record